Molecule: messenger RNA, 6996 nt
Organism: Nanorana parkeri
Lineage: Eukaryota; Metazoa; Chordata; Amphibia; Anura; Dicroglossidae
Gene: ROS1
Product: ROS proto-oncogene 1, receptor tyrosine kinase
Exons: 44
Coding region: 1-6996 (2331 amino acids)
Biological process (GO): protein phosphorylation; regulation of TOR signaling; multicellular organism development
Cellular component (GO): membrane; signaling receptor complex
Molecular function (GO): protein binding; ATP binding; transmembrane receptor protein tyrosine kinase activity
Source: RefSeq, a predicted model, not a curated record
AUGCUCUUCUCUGAUGCUCUGGGCUGUGGAUGGGCCCUAGGCACCCUCGUUUACAAUGCAGGACUGCUGGUCCAGCAUGACUGUGUUAUUGAACCAGUGCCUCCUUUUGUGUCCUCUUUUGGGUCACACAAUAUAACAUUAAGAUGGAAAGCAGCAAAUAUAUCAGAUGUAAGAUACAUAAUUCAAAGUAAAUAUGUCAACAUUCCAGGAGAAUGGGAAUAUACCCAGCCUAUAACAGAAACAUCAUAUACUGUGACUAACCUGCAGCCCUACACUGAGUAUUGGUUUAGAGUAAUAUGGAUCAUUUGUCAGCUACAGUAUUAUUCUACAAACAGCCCUGUCUACAGGACACUUCCAGAUGGAGUUCCUUCAACUGCACCACAGAUCCAGAAUCUUGACAGUUUGAGCUGUGACACAAUUGAGGUCAGUUGGCUUCCACCACUUUUCCCAAAUGGACUAAUCAUUGGAUAUAACUUAUAUCUUAAUACAACGGAUGAAGCCCAAAAACACAUCUCAGCGGCUGGGAGACAGGACUUCCAGUUUUACAGAACAAAGGCAGCAACAGUCUACAGAUUUUCCAUCACUGCAGUAAAUGAGCAAGGAGAAGGACCUGCAGCAGAGGCUAAUGUUACCACUGCAGGAUCUCCAGAUCCAGAUAAUUCACAGUGGCUUUUUCUGUCCAGAAACAACAUUCUCAAAAAGAGGGAUAAUCUGAAGGAAGUUUUGCAUGAAGCUCAGUGUCUUACAGCACCUAGCAGAAUCAGCAGUGUUUCUGCUAAUGUCUACACCCAAGUGAUCUACUUUUCAGAGAAGAAUCGUAUUUGGAUAAAAGGAACUGCUAAUAUGUCAGAUAAUUCUAACCUUGGCAUUAUCCAUACUGGUUAUGAAACCAUAACCUCACUAUCUGUAGAUUGGUUAUAUAAUAAGAUGUUUUUCAUUAUGAGCAGUCAGAUAUAUAGUUGUGAUUUAUUAAACUGCACAGCUGCUCAGAAGAUCCCAUUACAGGAUGUUUUCAAGCCUAAGAAGAUUGAAGUUGAUCCAUAUAACGGGUACUUGUUCCUUCUCCUGGAUGAUGGAAUUCACAGAAUGGUCCUCCCUGAAUCUCAAAUUGAUAGUAAUGCUACAGAGCAUAUUGUAAAUAGCAUUGCCAUACUAGACUUCGUGAUCAGUGUUCAGUCCAAGAGGCUUGUUUUUCUGAACAGCUUUAGCCCUGGGAUUUUCUACCUAAUGUCUGUUUUUCUGGAUGGAAGUAAUGGUCAACGCCUUAGAGAAAUAGAAGAUGCCUCAAUAAAGGAAAUUAUAAGCUUCCUUUAUUUCAAGGACUCCUUGAUGUUCACAAAUGGAAAUAUUGUGUUUUAUGAAGAAUUCAUUUCUGAUCAAUACUGGUACAAUGAAUAUUUAGUAACUUGUGACUUGGCAGCUUCACCAUUAACAGGCUUUGAUAACAUGAAUUUGUAUGGAAAGUCUACCCAGCCUAUUCCUUUGCCUGGCAGCCCUGAGCAACUGAUGGUAGUGUUUGGUCCUCAGUCUGCUGAAGUUCUAUGGAAGCCACCAAAACUGACUGUUGGGGCCAGUGCUGCUUCUUGGCAGAGGUGGACAUACAGUGUUUCCAUAUCAUUGGACAAACUAGGGAUACAAAAGGUCUUCACUAAUAUCACUUUUACAAGGAUGGUGGUGGCCAAUCUAAACAUUUCAACCAAGUAUGAGAUAACUGUAAGGGCAUCGUCACCUGCUGGGGAUAGCCAGUGGACAACCCCUGUGGAAGGAACCACGUUAGAUGCAGUGGAAGAAGAACUCUAUUUCCUAGCAGUAGGCACUGAUGGUUUAUGGAAACAACCAUUGGAUAAGUUUGGUCCUCUAGAAGUGGUCAACAAGAACCUCAGAUUUGUGUCAGAUCUAGACUGGUACAACAGCACCCUCUACUGGAGCAAUGAGACAGGCCAUGUCCACAUGUGGAAUAUCAGUGACACUUCUGAAUUUCCCUCUUUGUCCAUACCUGGAAUUAGAAGAGCUGGACCUUUGUCAUUUGAUUGGAUUGGACAGUACAUCUACUGGGCUGACAAAGGGAUUGCUAAGAGAGAGAAGCUACACCUCUACAAUCUCAUUGUGCACUAUGACCUUUCUACACUGUGUAAACCUGUGCCAGGCUCCAGUGACACACUUCAAACCACUCGGCUCACUCUUCUCCUUACUGGGAAUGAGCUUGGAUAUGGUCCGAACUUGAGUUUGUCUGAACCCGAAAAGAAGCUAUCACUACCAGCCCAAAUCAACUGCACCUGGGGCAUGUCCCUGCCCAGCAGCUGCAGAGCAGGUGCACAGGAAGAAGGGACAAAGGGAUACAAAGGGCGCAAAGCCAAUGGACAACUGACUAACUUAGCAUACCAGAUUUUCAGAACAACUAUAAAGACUUUUCUUACUGAUGUGGUAAAUGUUGGAAGGCAUCUCGUUACUGAUGUGACAGUGGACUCGAUUAACGCUUUUCUGUACUGGACAACAGAUUAUACAGUGGAGAGCAGCAGACUGAAUGGACAGGAGCAUCUUAUCAUUCAAAAUUUAACACUAUUUUCCAGUACUCAAGUUGUGGCACUGACGUUGGACUUUAAACAUGGAUGGCUUUACUGGCUUGUAAACAAUGGACUCAUCAUAAACUUGCACAGGACAAAUAUACGAAAAGAUGGAUCUAAUGAAGCAAAAGUCACAGAAUUUGCAUCCUGGAGUGAAUCUGAGAUUUCACAGCAUGCCUUAAUGUUCUAUAGUGAUCGGCUAUUCUGGAUAAAUGGACAGAAAUACAUCACAGUGCAAGAAUUAAAUCAGAGUUCAUGUACACCAUUUUCCCAGCCUGGGCAGUUUAUAGGCUUCACACUAACUGGAAAGAACCUUAACAAACUGGCAGGGAAUUUUUCACAUACUCCUGAAGUGAUCCCUGACUUCAUUCCCAGUUCUUCAUUUGAAAUUAGUGGAAAUUAUUCACAUUUUAUAAUUUCUUGGAAAGCACCAUCAAAUAUAGAAUAUGGAACAUUGUUCUUCUGUGUGGAAUCCACAGUGCUACAUCAAAUGCUUGGAGAAAGUUCUGAAUUCUGCCAAAAUUCUGGAAAGCUUACUUAUUCAUUCUAUACUGUAGAAGGGUUGGAGCCAUACACAGAAUUUGACUUUGCUGUAACUCCUUAUACGUACUGGGGAAAAGGAAAUUCAACAUCAUUAAUUCUUCGAUCACCACAAGGAGUUCCUUCUUCACCUCAGAGUCCACGAAUAUAUUCUGUGGGAAAUUUUAACUUGACUGACAUAAAAAAUAUUGGAGUGGAAUUUAGAUGGGAUGAGCCUGAAAGGAGUAAUGGCGUUUUAAUAAAUUACAACAUUUUAUAUACAUUAGCACAGGAAAGUGAAUAUAAUGAAACAGUUGGUAUGCCGAUAACAAUUAACAUUACAGCGUCUACAAAUUCAUACAAUCUUUAUGACCUUAGUCCUGAGAUUCUACUUCGGUUUAAGGUGCAAGCUUAUACUUCUGUUGGUCCUGGGCCAUUUUCUGAUAUGGCCGAAGUGCUUAUUUCAGAUAUUCACCCUCCUCCGACUCUUAUUGGUAUCUCUUCUAACCAAAUCUCUUUCAAUGAUGUGGACAGAAAGCAGGUGCUGUGGAAUCUUACAGAGGAAAAUAUAAAGUUGGCUUCCUACAUAGCUCUUGAUGGAAGACUCUAUUUCCUGCGUAAUGAUAGGAUCUUUUUGAGGGAUACAAAAUGCAAAUCUUCAAUUCUGUUAGUAGCAGAUGAACGUUUGUCUGGCACUCGAAGCAUGACAGCAGACUGGAUUGCAAGGCAUAUAUAUGUAGUUGUACAUUCUGAGCAAAAUAAUACUGAACUCUUCUUUAUUGACCUGGAGCAUAAGGAGAAAAACCUCAAACCUGUUGGUACAUCUCAGAAAUUUUCCAACCUGGCCAUAGAUACUAUUACUGUUUACCCCCUGCUUAGCCGCUUAUACUGGAUCGAACACUGGGAAAUGGGUAGUGGCAUAUCAUAUUAUGAUAGCAUAAACGAUACCAUAGUACAUGUUUUGGGAGACUAUAUUCAGAAAGAUGUUGCCCAAGCAACUGGCUGUGAUUGCCAUAUGAAGAACUGGGAAUUGAUAACACUGAUGACUUUGGAUACAACAAAUACCAGCAGCUCACACAUAUUAUUCCUAUGGAAUGGAACAAAUAUCUGGGCCUCUGAUAUUGAUGGAUGUCAAUGUUGGAAUGUGAUUAAGAUACCUCUUAUGCCUGGUUUCACAAUUACUAGUCUGACAGUAGAUGACUAUUUUAUAUAUUGGAGUGUUAAUGUAGAUGAAAAAACAAGCAUAUAUGGAGCAAGCAAAAAAGAUCACAUGAUAACGUUGUUGCAAUUUACUCCUGAACAACAUGUUCAAGUUAUGGCAUACAGCACAUCUCUGCAACGCUUUCCAGACAAAGGAUGCCUGGUACUGGCAUCACUUACCUCUAUACCAGUUGUACUGAACUCUACCACUACAAGCCUGACUUUACAACUGCCUCCAGAAUUUCAGAAUCAGAUUGCACUUAUCCUUGGGUUACAACCUUUCUCAGAUUAUGAAAUGGAAGUCAGCGUGACAAAUUAUUACUCAUUUUUGCUUGCUGAACAGCCAAGAACCGUUCUUGUUACUGGAAAAACGGAUUAUGGCGUUCCAGAAGCAGUUUCAAUUAUAGAAGCAACAGUUUUGUCAGAUUCACUAGCUAAUAUAACUUGGGUUGAGCCAUCCAGGCCAAAUGGUCCACUUGAGUUAAUCCGAUACCAGAUCAAAGUUGACAAUUCAGCUCCAAGUCCUUCUCUACCAUUAAGGCAAAGAGAAUUACCAGAUGAAAAGCUUUUGUGGACUUUUACAAAUCUUAAAAGUGGAACUGAUCAUCAAUUUAAGGUCCUUGCAUUUCACCCAGAUGAAAACUGGUACACUGAAAGUACUGCUAUUUAUGCCAGAACGUUUAAAUCGCCUGCUCCACCACAUAACAUAAUUCCAGGGAAUACCAGUUUGGUGUUGGAAUGGACUGCUCCAGAAGAGCCCAUAGCAGAAUUCUGGUUUGAAGAAAAUAAGUUAAAAUGGUCGACCUGGUAUAAAUCUAUGGAUGUAUCCUGCACAGCCAGAUCUAUCUAUAUCUGCACAGUCACCGGACUUGUUCCCAAUACUAGUUACAACAUACGCACUGUGGUGGUUUAUACAACUGGAGCUCAAAGUGUUUCUAAUCCAGCAAACUUCAAGACUGCAGCUGGGGUCCCUAGCAAACCAGGAGUUCCACAGAUUGUCCCUGGAGAUAAAAGCACCGUCCAGUGGAACAUGGGUGAAGAUAACGGAAGUAACCUGACAUAUAAUAUGUUAGAGUAUAGGGAGGUUGUUUCUGGUGCCAAAGUAAUAGAGUCAUGGACACUGGCAUACAAUGGCUCUUGUAGUAACAUCUGCAUUUGGAAGUCUAGGAUAUUGGAUGGAACAUUCCAGUUCAGAGCAGCGUCAGCAAACCUUCUAGGGCUCGGAGAUUACAGCGACACGAGUGAAAAUAUUUUGUUACAGAAAGAGAAUGGUUCUUCCAACCAGGUUGCAAUAGUUGUUGGUUCGGUUUUAGGCAUACUUCUGGUUUUGCUUCUGGUCAUUGCCUUUGUGGUAUACCAGAAAUCCAAGCAGAAUUCUAUUGACAAGAAAGAUGACAUAAAUAAUAUUCAUGAGGAUAAAGAACUUGCUAAGCUUCGAGGAUUGUCCUAUGCUGUUGGCUUGGGAAAUGCAUGUUAUGCUGUCAGUAUUUUGCCAACAAAGAGUGAAAUGGAGAUCUUACCUAGCUUUCCUCGAGAGAAUUUAACCCUCUGUGAUUUCUUGGGAAGUGGAGCUUUUGGUGAAGUCUAUGAAGGAACUGCUAAGGAAAUUCUAGGGCCUGGGACCGGGACCAGUAAAGUAGCAGUCAAGACUCUAAAGAGCGAUGCCACAGACAACGAGAAGGUGGAUUUUUUGAAAGAGGCACACUUGAUGAGUCAGUUCCAUCAUUCUAACAUUCUGAAGCUACUUGGAGUCUGCCUCUUUAAUGAGCCUCAGUACAUUAUUCUCGAAUUAAUGGAUGGUGGCGAUCUACUAUCGUACUUAAGAGGAGCUCGACAGAAUACUUUUUAUGAGGAUCCUUUACUUUCAAGCAUGGAUCUUCUUGACAUAUCACUUGACAUUUCCAGAGGUUGUGCCUAUUUGGAGAGAUUACAUUUUGUACACAGAGACUUGGCUGCACGCAAUUGCUUGGUUUCUGUGAAAGAAUACAAUAAUCCAACAAGGGCAGUGAAGAUUGGGGAUUUUGGACUUGCUAGAGAUGUAUAUAAAAGUGACUAUUACAGAAAAAAGGGAGAAGGAUUUUUGCCUGUCCGAUGGAUGGCUCCGGAAAGUCUUAUUGAUGGGAUCUUCACUAAUCGCUCUGAUGUAUGGUCCUUUGGUGUUCUUUUGUGGGAGCUCUUUACAUUGGGUCAGCAGCCUUAUCAAGGGUAUUCAAACAUGGAGGUUUUACAUUAUGUGCGAUCUGGAAGAAGAAUGGAUCCUCCUGAUAACUGUCCUGAUGACAUUUGGGACCUGAUCCUUAAGUGUUGGAUGCAAGAUCCAGUAAAGAGACCUAGCUUUAGUCGAAUUCAUGAACAGCUUGAAGAGCUGAAAGGCUGCUCAUUAAGAUGCACUCGUCCCAAACAGAAAAGUUUGGAAGGCAUUGUUAAUCCAGGCUUUGAAGUGCCCCUGUCAACUCUUACAACUGUCAGGGACAGGCAAAAGGAAGGUUCCAUCAUCUCUGCUGCUGUCCAGGAUAUCAGAAUGGGGCUGACUCUGGUGGAUCCGACAAUCAUUUUCCUUGGCCUUUCAGAUGAAUACAUGUACAAAACGUGUUUACUUUUUCCAGAUACAAAUGUUAGCGUUCUGGGUUCAACUUCCGAAGACACUGGAUCGGUGACCCUCACAGAAGCAAGGAAUGUGGAUGGCCUCAAUUAUCUAAUGGUGACAACAUAA